AUGCUGCCGACAACGAGAUGCAUGCUGCAUCAUACCAUUCGGCGUUGUGUGCCGCACGACCGAAGCAAGACAAUCGGGUUCAUCGGUCUUGGAGCGAUGGGCAAAGAAAUGGCUAACAACCUGCUCUCCAAGACGCUCGCUUCAAAUCCUGACCCUGCUGUCACAUUUGUGGUGCAUGAUGCGUUCGAACAGUCCAUCACUCGCUUCCUCACGGCCAACACUUCGCUGUACCCGAACCGCAACAUCCUGGCGGCUUCUUCUCCUGCUGGAAUCGCCAAGCUAUCCGGUACGAUUGUCACGAUGCUUCCUUCCUCGCCGCAGGUCGAAAGCGUAUACACGCAUGAAAAUGGUAUUCUGGACGGGCUCGAGUCGUUUCAAGCAGCGGCUGUGGAUGAUGCGCAGGCCAAGACGCUGUGUAUCGAUUGCACGACACUCGACCCGGAUGUAGCGGUUCAAACAGCCACGGCGAUCAAGAACGCCAACGCCAAUGGAGCGUUUGACAUGAUCGACGCGCCCGUAUCGGGUGGUGUAGUGGGUGCUAAUGCAGCAACUCUUUCGUUCAUGGUUGGAUCCGACUCGUCCACCACUUUCGCCUCGGCGGAACCGUACCUAUCGCUCAUGGGCUCUCGCGCUGUUCACUGCGGCAAGAACGGUAACGGCCUGAUCGCCAAGAUUGCCAACAACCUUUUGCUAGGAAUCUCGAUGCUCGGUGUUACCGAGGCAAUGUUGCUAGGAACCGCGCACGGUCUGCCCCCCGCCGUUCUAGCUGGCAUCAUCAACACCUCGACGGGCAAAUGCUGGUCGAGCGAAGUCAACAACCCCUGUCCAGGUGCCCUCGAGGGAACCAAGUACAGUCCACCGGCCGACAGAGAUUACCAAGGCGGAUUCGCCGCAAGACUGAUGGCCAAGGAUUUGAAGCUGGCGAUGAACACGGCAAAAUUGCAAGGCGUGCCUACGCCAUUAGGCCAGUUGACAUCCAGUAUUUACGAAGCACUUGGUGGCAACGACGAGUUCAAAGACAAGGACUUUGCUGUCGCGUUCAAGGCGCUAAGUGCUGCAUUGGGCAGGGAGGAGUUCAAAGGAGGACGUGAAAAAGUGUGA
Molecule: messenger RNA, 1101 nt
Organism: Mycosarcoma maydis (corn smut)
Lineage: Eukaryota; Fungi; Basidiomycota; Ustilaginomycetes; Ustilaginales
Product: putative 3-hydroxyisobutyrate dehydrogenase
Exons: 1
Coding region: 1-1101 (366 amino acids)
Biological process (GO): L-valine catabolic process
Cellular component (GO): mitochondrion
Molecular function (GO): NADP binding; 3-hydroxyisobutyrate dehydrogenase activity; NAD binding
Source: RefSeq, a predicted model, not a curated record